GGUUUUAAUCACCUGUAAUGGGAGGAGCUGGUUAGUAAGUUCUGUGAAGGUGUUGUAAAACUUAGGGUUGCACGUUUACGGGGCAUUUGUUUUGGUCCCAUAGGCUUCUGAGGAAGUAGAAGGAAUAUUCGGUCUCGUAGGUGUUACUGGUGCAGGAGAAUCUGUGAAAAAUGGGAGAUGGCAAAGGAAGCCCAGCUGUUGUGGGGAUUUUGAUAUUUGGCAACGUGAUUAUCCUGCUUUCAGGCCUGGCACUCUUCUCAGAGACCAUCUGGGUGAACACAGAUGAAAGAUAUGUCUAUCCAAUCUUGGGAGUUUCUGGAAAGGACGAUGUUUUUGCUGGUGCCUGGAUUGCCAUAUUCACUGGAUUCUUCUUCUUUCUGCUUGGAAUCUUUGGUAUUUUUGCUUUAAUAAAAGGAAGCAAGACCAUGCUGGCGACUUAUCUCAUCCUGAUGCUGAUUGUGUACAUCUUCGAGUGUGCGUCCUGUAUAACCUCUUUCACACACAGGGACUAUAUGGUGUCUAAUGAUAGAUUAAUAAUGCAACAAAUGCUGAAGUACUACACUAAUCCCUCUCCAGAGGGUGUACAGUUAACUUCUCUGUGGAAUCGUUUGAUGCUGGAGCAAAACUGCUGUGGAGUUAAUGGCCCCCAAGACUGGGUUAGUUAUACUUCUACCUUCAGUAGUAAAUAUUCAGAGGACUAUGCACCUUGGCCACUUCAGUGCUGUGUUCGUGAUCGGAACUAUCUAAUAACUAACCAGGCUGCAUGUACCAUUGGCCACCAGAGCUACGUCCACACAAACGGCUGCUUUGAUUACAUCAGGACGGCUGUUAAUAACUAUGCUUGGGGAGUUUCUUGGUUUGGUUUUGCCAUACUUAUGUGGACUUUUCUGGUUAUGGGUUUAACCAUGUAUCAUUAUACCACCAUUUGAAAAAGACCAAAUCUGAGCAGAGGAGCCCAAGAAGGACACGAUUUUUAGUGGGAGACUAGUGUAUUGUAUGGAUAUUUUAUUCCAUUUAAAAAUCUAGUGGAAUUUUUCCCCACUGCUUUAGGAAAUCGUCAUGGCUCUGAUCUUCAAAGUGGACUGUGUUUAAGCUUUUUCUUGUUUCAAAUGAUGUUUCAGACUUGUUAACACCUUUGGCAUUUGAAUGCAAAAUUGCUUCUCUGAUGGAAUGACCUGUGCAGAUCAAUAAAAUGCUCUUUCCAUUAGUAAUUCAAGGAAGCUCCUUCCUUCAAUGUACACUUGAUAUGUACAGCAUUUUUAUUUCUAAGCAUGUUGCAAACCUACAGAGCUACACCAAACAGAUGUAAUGCCUUCAGAAGAAUAAGCCAUAGCUCUCUGACUUUACGGAUUGCUGGACUCCCAUGAUGGCUAAACAACAUUCAGGUGCAUCUGUUUUUCAUUGCUGCACGGAGCUGAAAUUUACAGCACUACUGUUGAUCAAAUUAAUUGCAUUUUUAAAAUGAUUUAUAUGACUAAGUUCCUGUCAUGUUACUACUUGUAGAUUGUAUUCCCCAAUAUUACUGAUUCGUUCUUGUGAUUUUAUAGAACAGGGAUGAUGCAUUAUGUUGUAUUAUGGGAAAAACUGUACUAUUUAUCCUGAAAGCAGAAGCCCUUAUAGUGUUGACCGUGCAUGAAACUUUAGUCCAAAUGUCAGUGUCUAAUUCGAACAGGAGUUGAGAUGCAGUACCUAAAGUGCCAGUGUUAAUGAACAAAAAACAUUUUACUUGUGGCAUUUUAGAUGAAACAAAGUUCCAGAACUUCACAUUACAUUUGCAAAAUCACAAAGUAGCUACUGUCUUUGGGGAAAAAAAAACUGCCAUUAUUUUACUGGAUAAAUUACCUGAAGCCAUAACAGCAUUUUUCUUACAGUACCAUACAUUAACAGUCAUUUAUGCUGGUAUCCCACUAACAAAGUAUUAUGCAUUCAGAGAAAAAGAUGCACAAGACCUCUCAUACCUACAGGAUUGAAUUUCUGCCACUGUACAUUUCCAGUAAUGCAAAGGCACUGUCAUUGUACAGAAGAUAUCUGCUUUGGCAUAAUAUGAAUUUCUGGUAUUUGUAUGCAAGCCAUGCAUUUUGGUGUUUUGAUGACAGAAAAUGUUUUGUACUUCAUAUACUGCAUCCUGACUACCCUUCCCUUGGUUUUUUUUAUCUUGGUAUAUUUGGAUUUCUGUGGUUUCUUAGGGCUUCGCUGAUUUGAUUUGCUGUGACCCUGUAUUUUAUUUGAUUGUGAACCAAGAUGCUUCGUAAUGCUGCUUUAAAGUUGUAAUGUUAUAAACUUAAUGCGACUUGUAGAAUUUCUUGCUUGGCAUUGUUUUAAUAGAGAAUAUUUAGCUCCAAAUACCUUUUGUAUAGUGAUAUUAAAGUACCUGUGGCAUUUUUAGGAAGCAAUCCUACAGCAAAAUAAAAAAAAUGUUCUCUGGAAUGAAGGACAAAGAAUUUUUUUUAUUAUUUUUAUGCUGGCAUUUCUCAACUGGAGAAUGCUACAGAAAGGGCAACAACAGUAUAUUUAUAGUAACCAAAUCUUUAGCAAAUGAGUACAGUACUAAUAUAACUAAUUUUUCAGAGUGAAUGUUUAACAUUACUGGGUACACUUUUUUUUUUUUUUUUUUUUUUUUUAUGGUUUAGGAUGGAGAGCAGAGCUGUUCAAUGAAAUCUUUGCCACUGUUUUGAAAGUAAAACUGAAAAAAACGCAACUUCCAUGUAAUGAAACUUUUAUCCUAAGAACUUAAUAAAGUUGUCAGUCUAACACA
This is a messenger RNA of Protopterus annectens (West African lungfish), 2755 nucleotides long. RefSeq names its product uroplakin 1A (gene UPK1A). The record is from RefSeq and is a predicted model, not a curated record. Gene Ontology annotation, cellular component: membrane. Lineage: Eukaryota; Metazoa; Chordata; Ceratodontiformes; Protopteridae. The coding region runs from base 171 to 929 and encodes 252 amino acids. The transcript has 8 exons.